This is a messenger RNA of Camellia sinensis, 2042 nucleotides long. Its product is annotated as xylan glycosyltransferase MUCI21-like. Gene Ontology annotation, molecular function: glycosyltransferase activity. Lineage: Eukaryota; Viridiplantae; Streptophyta; Magnoliopsida; Ericales; Theaceae. The record is from RefSeq and is a predicted model, not a curated record.
UAUACCCUUCAAAGCCUCUUAACACUUUUCAACAAUAUUCCAUAUUUAUUGUACCUAUGGCCAAAAAAACUAAUAAAUUGAAGUUCUUUUAUUUAUUAAAGUCUUGCUCAUUUCUAACAAAAAAUUAAACGAUUUCAUGCCCUUCUUAUGUUUGUCAUUGUUAUACACUUUUAACGCCUAAAACAGCCUUCAAUAAAUAUUAAACAAUUUUUUGUAGUUUUCUCUUGCUUUUUAACAGACAUGAAAUGUUUCCAGGUAUUAAUCUUCGAGAGAACUCUCACGUAAUUUUGGAUGAGAAACUUGAUGGUUAAUAGCUUCGCAUCAACCAAUCCAUCAGCAACUAUGCCAGGAGCUUCGCGCAUGAUGAAUAAGAAAAAACGGCCAAAAACACUAGCCAUAUGCCUGGUACCGCUACUACUCUUCUUUGCUCUCGACAUCAUUCUCACAAUGAUCUUUGGAUCAUUUGAAUCAAGUCCAACAAGAACUCAAGGUAUGACAUCUAACAUUAAAACACAAAUAACCAAAAAUGAUUUCUGAAGGUGUUUUACAACAAUACUACAUAAUACAUACACAGAAACCAACCACAUGACGCUCAUAAGCCUAUGGGUCCCUAUUUUGUGGUUAGUAUUGUGUAUAACAUUUCUCAAUGUUUUAUCAUUAUUUUGGUCUUACAAUCAAGCUUGAUAAUAAAUUUCCAUACUCGCUUGCUUAAUCUGCGAGCUAACCUUAUUUGUUUUUCACUUUCAUCUAUGAUAAACAUGUUUUGAACCUUUUUUCAUGUGUGUAGAUUUUGACAUAGAAGAAGCAAAAGGCGCACAAAAAUGGGAGAGCCCUGAGCCCACAUGGUCAAUCACAUGUGAUCAUUCUCGUUUUGAGUACGAUAUCUGCUAUAUCAACCGUCCAUGCGUCUUCAAUCCAACAACUGCAACUUUAUCUUCAGAAGACCCUACAAACUCUACCCCACCAUUAGUGGAAAGGAUCCGCCCCUACCCUCGCAAAUGGCAACACAACGCCAUGGAAAAAGUUAAGGAGGUCACCCUGACCACAGCCCCACUCUACUCUCCAUGUGCUGUCACACACACUACCCCAGCCAUAGUAUUCAGUGCGGGUGGAUUCACCUCAAAUGUUUUCCAUGAUUUCAAUGAAGGCUUCGUUCCGCUAUACAUCACUAUUGAUUCAUUCUUUGUCAAUCAAGAUGUCAUUCUCGCGAUCGUGAAUUGUAGCGAUUGGUGGCUUCAUAAGUACAGGGAGCUACUUGCACGCUUGACGAGACACCCGAUCAUCAACCUCGACAAAGAAACAACCACCCAUUGUUUCCCAUCGGCGAUCGUAGGGCUAAUGUCACACGGUCCGAUGACAAUAGACCCCACAUUACAACGAGGGCCCAACCGCAAAACCAUGCUCGAUUUCCAUGCCCUAUUAGUAUCUAUAUAUGGCCAUCCCCAAAGCCAUGACCGUGCAUUUGCAUUGCCAUUUGGGCACCGGCCACGGCUCGUGCUGAUGAGCCGCAGCCACCACCGCGUGAUUAUGAACCAAGACGAGGUCAUAGAAGCCGCAAAGGAUGUAGGGUUUGAUGUGGUUGUCUACGAGCCAACUCGGGAGACCCCCGUGCAAGAAACCUUUAGGGUUCUUCACGGUAGCCAUGCAAUGGUAGGAGUUCAUGGUGCAGGACUAACAAAUGAGUUGUUCCUUCGGCCUGGGGCAGCGUUCAUGCAAAUUGUGCCAAUAAGAAACAGUUGGUUAGGUGACAUAUGUUAUGGAAAGCUUGCUGUUCGUCUGGGAUUAGAGUACCUAGUCUAUGACGUUGCCAUUGAAGAGAGCAGCUUAGCCGAUAAAUUGCCAUCGGACCUGUUGGAUCCAAAUGAUCAAGGAGGCAUGUUAACGAGAGAUUGGUCUAACUGGGAUAUAUAUAUGAACCAAAAUGUAACUCUAAACUUGCCUAGGUUUAGGAAAUAUUUAGUGAGGACUUACGGGAAGGCUAUGAUGUUCAUGCAGAAUGCAGAUAACUAGACCAAAAUCACAGAAGUUAUAAGCAUGUAAUU